Molecule: messenger RNA, 410 nt
Organism: Melospiza georgiana
Lineage: Eukaryota; Metazoa; Chordata; Aves; Passeriformes; Passerellidae
Gene: PLN
Product: phospholamban
Exons: 1
Coding region: 47-205 (52 amino acids)
Biological process (GO): negative regulation of calcium ion import into sarcoplasmic reticulum; negative regulation of heart rate; negative regulation of ATPase-coupled calcium transmembrane transporter activity
Cellular component (GO): membrane; sarcoplasmic reticulum
Molecular function (GO): ATPase inhibitor activity
Source: RefSeq, a predicted model, not a curated record
UGCGCUCCUAAAACCUCUGAUUUGUGCCCUCUGCUUUCCUGUUGCCAUGGAGAAGGUCCAACACAUGACCCGCUCCGCUCUGAGGAGAGCCUCAACUAUUGAGGUCAACCCACAAGCACGCCAAAGGCUCCAGGAGCUCUUUGUGAAUUUCUGCCUGAUUCUAAUUUGCCUCUUGCUGAUCUGUAUCAUAGUGAUGCUUCUCUGAAGUUCCAGCACGUCUCUGCCCUGUCCUCUAGGAAAGUCACCCCAGGGGGAAGAGAGACCAACACGUGCAAACUCCAGUGCAAGGAUCCUCACGCGACAGGGGCUAGCACUUGGACUAGAGAGUGUGCCAACCAGUGCUCUGCUACCUUACUGCCUGCUCAUGUAUUAAAAACACAUUGUCUGUGCAGAACAGUGUUUAGAGCCUG